This is a messenger RNA of Ambispora gerdemannii, 1740 nucleotides long. NCBI's taxonomy places the organism in Eukaryota, Fungi, Glomeromycota, Glomeromycetes, Archaeosporales, Ambisporaceae. The record is from the annotation of a GenBank genome assembly.
AUGUUUUAUUCGGAAGCAAUCCUUUCUAAAAAGGGUCCCCUGGCUAAGGUAUGGCUAGCUGCUCAUUGGGAACGGAAGCUUAGUAAAACACAGUUUUUACAGACUAACAUACAGUCUUCAGUUGGUGCCAUCCUUGGAGGAGACCAGCCACCGAUGGCUCUCAGACUGUCUGGACAACUACUGCUCGGUGUCGUAAGGAUAUAUUCGCGCAAAGCAAGAUACCUACUGGAGGAUUGUAAUGAAGCACUUGUCAAAAUCAAAUUGGCUUUUCGUCCUGGAAUAGUUGAUAUGCCGGAAGAGCAAAUUUCAGCUAGUUACAACGCUAUCACACUCCCCGACAUUAUUACCGAGCUUGAUAUUUUGCUGCCAGAUCCUGUUUUUAAUUUAAAAGUAUGGGAAGAUCAACAUCAAAUAUCAGCAAAUUUAUUAAACAACAAUAUCGACAACAAUAUCAACGAUAUCAACAAUAACAACAUCAAUAAUAAUACCAACGGAAUUAAUAACAACAAUACGUCACGACCUCAAGAUAUCACGAUUAGAGACGCGGUAGACAUAUCUCUCGACAUUGGUGCUGGAGCCGAUUUAUUAGGGGAUGCAUUCGAUAUAGAAGAUGGAGGCGAAGAAGCAUCCAUCGAAAUAGAAAAAGCAAGAGACGCACAAAUUGAACAUUCUAUUACUAUGGAGGAUCUUGGUGGUCCCAUUGGUAUGGACAUCGAUGAUAAAGAUCCAUUACAAUCAGAAGGUGCGCCGCUGGUUCCAGAAAAAGAGCCGAACGCGGUGGAUCCUGAUAAUGUGAUAGAAAAACCGGUGGCUGAAGUCGAGAGCGAAAUGAUGAAUCUUAAUUUGAAUGGAGCGAACAUAGCGAAUUCAAGUAUCGAAAAUCCUAUUGAUGCUGAUAAUAGUAACAAUAUCGAUAAUAGUGAAAACAAUAUUGAUAAUAAUAACAACAAUAUUGAUAAUCCCACUUUAGGGGAUAUAAGUUUCGGUGAUGAAUCAGCAAACGCUAUAUUUGGCCUCGAAUCACCACAGAACAAUGUCAAUGAAGAUUUCCAAUUUCAGACUCUCGAACAUGAAGCACAGCCAUCACAACAUAGAAGAAAACGAAAAUUAAAUAUUGAUAAAGUGACCGAAUUGCAAUCGAUACAUAUUGCCAAUCAAAUAAAAGAUACCUCCGACAUUAUACUUGAGCCUUCCUUUCUCCCAGCAUCUCGUAAAUUAAUUCGUCUUGCGGAAAUUCGACAAAUAGGACCCAAAUAUUAUCUCGAUUUAACCGCUCCUCAUAAUGAGUCGCCUAUAAAUGAUAAUUCCAUCGGAGAUGAACAGGAGCCACAGAUAACGGAGAAUAACGCAGGGGAUGAACAAGAGCUCCUGAAAAAUGAUAACCACACAGAGACUGGCGAAGAUUUCGUUUCAAGUUUGCCCAGUCCAGUCAACACCGAAGUUAAAUCACCAACCGGAGAAAACUCCUCAUCAUCGUCUACAAUACAACUCUUGCAACGUGAAUUCGAGAAAUUAGAAAAGGAUGGAGAGCCAAACGCUCAAAAGUCAACAAACUUUAUUAGCUAUCAAAAAGUCGCGGGAAAAGCAAAACGACAAGAAGCUGUCAAACUCUUUUUCGAACUGCUCGUACUAAAAACAAAAGAUGUCAUUGACAUAAAACAGAAAAAACCUUUUGGAGACAUCGAAAUUCGACCAAAGGAUAAACAAAUGUUGGAUAAAUAUCUCACUUCUGAAAACUGA